AUGACGGAUAACAUGGACGCGGCGAGGAUCAUAGGCUAUUUCAAGGGGAAGACCAUCCUCAUCACCGGCUCGACUGGCUUUCUUGGAAAGAUUCUUGUGGAGAAGAUACUGCGGGUGCAGCCUGAUGUGAGCAGGAUCUACCUUCUCGUAAGAGCGACCGACGCGCCGUCCGCAAAGCAGCGCGUCCAACAAGAGGUGACCGACACCGAGCUGUUCAGCCUCCUGAGAGACAAGUAUGGCGAGGGAUUCGACCUGUUCAUCCAAGAGAAGGUCGUUCCUUUGGCCGGAGACAUCACGAACGAGGGCCUGGGCCUGGAGCCACCCACAUUCGACGACUUGGCCAAGGAGAUGGACGUCAUCGUCAACAUUGCUGCAACCACCAACUUCUACCAAAGAUAUGAUGUCUCGCUAAACGUGAACGUGAUGGGGGUGAAGCACCUCUACCAGUUCGCCAAGCAGUGCGCCAACCUGAAGAUGUUCAUGCAUGUCUCCUCUGCCUAUGUGUCCGGCGACAGCACGGAGCUGAUCCUGGAGAAGCCCAUCAAGCCCGGCGAGGCGUUGCGGGAAGGCAUGCGCCUCGACAUCGACGACGAGCUGCGCCUGGUCAGCGACGUCAAGAACGAACUGACGACGACGACGACGAACGGCGACGACGCGAGAGCGGCGGAGAGGAAGGCCAUGAAGGAGCUGGGCCUCCAGAGGGCACGCCACUUCGGGUGGUCCAACACGUACGUCUUCACCAAGGCCAUGGGGGAGAUGCUGCUGGGGCAGCUCCGUGGCGGCGACGAUGACAUGCCGGUGGUGAUCGUGCGGCCCAGCAUCAUCACCAGCGUGCGGUCGGACCCGGUUCCCGGGUGGAUGCAGGGCACGCGCACCAUCGACACGCUCAUCAUCGGCUACGCCAAGCAGAAUCUCUCCUGCUUCCUCGCCGACCUCCGCAUGGUGAUGGACGUCAUCCCGGGGGACAUGGUGGUGAACGCCAUGCUGGCGGCAGUGGUGGCGCACUCCGGGGAGCGCGGCGCCGGCGCCGGCGCGCAGGCCAUGACGAUAUACCAGCCCACCUCGUCGCUGCGCAACCCGGUGACGUACGCCGUGCUCUACCGCUCCGGCCGCCGCCACUUCGAGGAGCACCCGCGCGUGAAGGACAACGGCGAGGUCAUCCCCAACAACAAGAUGCGCUUCUUCACCACCAUCCCGCGGUUCCGCCUCUACAUGAUCCUCUCCUACAAGCUGCCACUCGAGAUGUUGCACAUGUCGAAUCUGCUACUCUGCGGACUCUUCUCCCAGUUGUACAAGGACUCCAACCGCAAGUACAAGCAUGUGAUGCUUCUUGUUGACGUCUAUGGCCCCUUCGCCUUCUUCAAAGGAUGCUUUGAUGACACCAACAUGGAGCGCCUGCGGUCCAUGAUGGUGAUGAACACCCCUGAAGAUGAAAUGUUCAACUUCGAUCCCAAGACCAUCGACUGGGACGAUUAUUUUUACAAAAUUCACAUACCCGGUGUUCUCAAGUACGUCUGCAAGUGA
Messenger RNA from Miscanthus lutarioriparius, 1524 nucleotides. The record is from the annotation of a GenBank genome assembly. NCBI's taxonomy places the organism in Eukaryota, Viridiplantae, Streptophyta, Magnoliopsida, Poales, Poaceae.